Oncorhynchus kisutch (coho salmon) is the source of this 527-nucleotide messenger RNA. Its product is annotated as forkhead box protein P2-like. Bases 60 to 527 code for a protein of 155 amino acids. Gene Ontology annotation, biological process: regulation of transcription by RNA polymerase II. Lineage: Eukaryota; Metazoa; Chordata; Actinopteri; Salmoniformes; Salmonidae. The record is from RefSeq and is a predicted model, not a curated record. Gene Ontology annotation, cellular component: nucleus. Gene Ontology annotation, molecular function: DNA-binding transcription repressor activity, RNA polymerase II-specific; RNA polymerase II cis-regulatory region sequence-specific DNA binding. The transcript has 4 exons.
GUACACUCAGUGUGUAUGUCACCCUCUCUGUGGUCCUCUCUCUCCAGGUGCCAGUGUCCAUGACUAUGUUGGCCCCCCAGAUGAUCAGUCCUCAGCAGAUGCAGCAGAUCCUGUCCCCUGCUCAGCUACAGGCCCUGCUGCAACAACAACAGGCCAUCAUGCUACAGCAGCUACAGGAGUACUAUAAGAAGCAGCAGGAGCAGCUGCAUCUUCAGCUUCUGACUCAGCAGCAGCAGCAGGCUGGGAAGCAGGCAGCCAAAGAGGUGAGACCCCUACUGAGUAGUGUUAUCAAGUGCACUCACAAGCACACGCGUACACAGCUGAAGUGGCCAACACGUGAGUUAGGGGGCCCAAGGAGGACUGAGAGGAAGAAGGACAAGCAGCAGGGCUGUGGACCUCCAGGCCUGGCGGUCCUCAACCUACUAGUUAGUUUGGGUAUGGCAGAAGUGAUGCUGGAAGAGUGUGUGUUUGCGUACGUGUUUGUGAGUGGUGCAUUGGGCUGGUCAGAAGUCAGCUUGAUGAAGUGA